AAAUUACUGCCGCCAGUUCUUGGUUUAUUGACUUGCACAUUUACCAAUUCAAUUUUUACCCGCACACUGAGCUGGUGUGCCGCCGUACAGUAAACACACAGUGAAGGAGGAUAAUUCGCUCUUUUAAUUAAAACUAUUGUGCUAAGGCUUGAUAUGAUUAAAGUGAACUUGAAGACACCACAGAAGCUGCACUGCAUCCCGUUUUCAGUGUUAAAUAAGUAGAUAGCCGAUUUUGUCUAACAAUGGUGUUUUAUUCCUUUGUGAUAUUUUUCGUUACAGUGACGAUCAAUAUUCAUAUGGUAGACCUGCUGAGGUUAACCAACUUCUACGUACCUCGAAGGGCAUCCAAUCAGGUAGAGAUCGACUGCAAGUAUGACGUGGAAGGCAAAAAAUUGUACGACGUGAAAUGGUACAAAGAUGGCCAGCAGUUCUUCAGGUGUGCGGGUGAUGGCACCGUCAACGAAUUUGAAGUCGAUGGGGUUAUGGUUCUCCAUCCACGAUCUGCCUCGGUGGGAGCUUGUCCUUUGACGCUGAUCGUUUUGACCACCAAGUCGUCUGGGGAAUACAAGUGUGAGGUUACUUUAGACACGGACGGCUUUCCAAUGGUGUGGCAGAGUUCCAGGCUCGAUUUUCUGUUACCGCCGAAGAGACAUGAUCCCGAAAUUGUUCCGCAAGGUUCCGAAAGACGUACGUCAGAAGAAGAAACAGAAACAGAGAAACAUACGUUAGAAAAAGAAGCAGAAACCAAAGCAGGUUGCAAGGGCUUAAGUAGUAAUAUUAUAUUACUAUUAAUAAUGUACUUUAUAUUUACUUAAAUAAAUGCUUUACGACC
This is a messenger RNA of Anoplophora glabripennis (Asian longhorned beetle), 832 nucleotides long. RefSeq lists its product as uncharacterized. NCBI's taxonomy places the organism in Eukaryota, Metazoa, Arthropoda, Insecta, Coleoptera, Cerambycidae. The record is from RefSeq and is a predicted model, not a curated record. Bases 243 to 815 code for a protein of 190 amino acids. The transcript is spliced from 4 exons.